Molecule: messenger RNA, 1125 nt
Organism: Trichomonas vaginalis G3
Lineage: Eukaryota; Parabasalia; Trichomonadida; Trichomonadidae
Exons: 1
Coding region: 1-1125 (374 amino acids)
Source: RefSeq, a predicted model, not a curated record
AUGAAAGAGUCACUCAAAAUGAUUAAAUUAUUUAAAGAAGAAGGUAAAACAAUAACAGCAUGGGAUGUACUACUAAAUCAAUUGUCUUCAUUAACCGUUAAGGGUGUUUGCUUUAAAUCUGAUUCUCCAGAUGUUUUCUCAACGUUUCAAGGUUAUAAAUACAACGUUCUCGAAAAAGUAGAUUACUCAAAAAUUGAGAUGUUUAUGAAUUUCAUUAAAGAAGCCAUUUGUGAUAAUAACGAUGAAGUGUAUAAAUACCUACUCGGCUGGGUUGCAUCAAUGAUUCAACAUCCUGGAAUCAAGAAUGAAACAGCAAUUAUUUUGAAAGGACUUCAGGGAACAGGUAAAAACAGAUUUACAGACAUUAUUUCUGAACUUCUCGCUGGUUAUUCAUGUAAAAACAUUACCGAAAUAGGUGAGCUAACGGGUAAUUUCAACUCAGUAGUUGAAAAUAAAAUGUUUCUUGUACUUAAUGAACUCAAGAAUGUAGGUGAAGAUAGACUCGCAAACUUCAACGCUUUGAAAUCAAUUAUAACGGAUAAUGAGAUUAGAAUUAAUGAAAAGAAUCAACCCAGAAGAACUGCUCAGAAUGUUGCAAACUUCAUUUUCGUAACUAACAACGUCUACCCUGUCAAAAUUGAAGUUGGAGACAGAAGAUACGUAGUUUUAAGGGUUAAUGGUAAAUUCAAGGGUCAAUUUGAUUACUUCAAGAAUUUAAUGGAUUCAUGCACAAAGGAAUUUUAUGAUAACCUUUUAACAUAUUUUAUGCAAUAUGACCUUUCAUCAUUUAAUGUACGAAUCAUACCGAUGACUGAAGCCAAACAAGAUUUAAUUGAAUUAUCAACAAAUCCUUUAGAUGUAUGGAUAAAGACACAUUAUGAUGAAUUGUGUGCAGGUAUGACAUGUAAAAAUGCUCUAUUCUGCAAACCAUCAGACAUGAAAGACAAGAAUUUCCAAAUGAGUAUUAAGGAUAAAUGUGAUAGGAAACAUAGAAGAAUAGACGAUAAACAAACAUGGUGUUAUGUUUUGAAAGAAGAAAUGAAAGGAUUAUAUAAACAGGUUGAACCAAACGAUAAUGAGGAUUCAUUUACUGACGAUGAAAUACCUGUAAAUGAAGCUUUAUAA